AUGUUUAUAGCAUUUUCUCUUCCCUUUUACUUCUGCACGUCAAUUCUUUCUUUCUUUCUUUUUCUUUCUUUCUUUCUUUUUCUUUCUUUCUUUCUUUCUUUCUUUCUUUCUUUUCUUUCUUUCUUUCUUUCUUUCUGCCGUUUUUCUUUCUUUCUUUCUUUCUGUCGUUUUUCUUUCUUUCUUUCUGCCGUUUUUCUUUCUUUCUUUCUUUCUGCCGUUUUUUUUAUUUCUUUCUUUCUUUCGUUCUUUCUUUUUCUUUCUUUCUUUCUCUCAUUACGUCAUUAUUUUUUCUUAGCGUUUUCUUUCUUUCUUUUUUUCUUUCUUUUCCAUUUCUCGUUUUCAUCUAAAGCAUUUUCUCUUCCCUUUAACUUCUGCCCGUCAAUUUUUCUUUCUUUCUUUCUUUCUUUCUUUCUUUCUUUCUUUCUGCCGUUUUUCUUUCUUUUGUUCUUUCUUUCUUUCUGCCGUUUUUUUUAUUUCUUACUUUCUUUCGUUCUUUCUUUUUCUUUCUUUCCCUCAUUACGUCAUUCUUUUUCCUUAGCAUUUUCUUUCUUUCUGUCGCUGUUCUUUCUUUCUUUCUUUCUUUCUUUCUUACAUUAUUUCGUUCUUUCUUUCGCUCUUGCACUAUAUUAUUUUUUCGUAGCUCUUCUUUUUUUUGUUUCUUUUGUUCCUUCUUUCUUUCUUUCUUUCUUUCGUACUUUCAUUCAAUCUUACACUUCAUUCUUUUUUCUUCUUUCUUUCUUUAUUUAUUUUUCUCUUUGUUUCUUUCUUUCUUUCUGCCGUUUUUUUAUUUCUUACUUUCUUUCCAUUUUCUCUUCCCUUUUACUUCUACCCGUUAAUUUUUCUUUCUUUCUUUUUUUCUUUCUUCUUUUUUUCUUUCUUUCUUUUUUUCUUUCUUUCUUUCUUUCUUUCUUUCUGACGUUUUUCUUUCUUAUGUUCUUUCUUUCUGCCGUUUUUUUAUUUCUUACUUUCUUUCGUUCUUUCUUUCUUUCUUUCCCUUAUUACGUCAUUCUUUUUUCUUGGCAUUUUCUUUCUUUCUUUCUGUCGCUGUUCUUUCUUUCUUUCUUUCUUUCUUUCUUUCUUUCUUACAUUAUUUCGUUCUUUCUUUCUCUCUUGCACUAUAUUAUUUUUUCGUCUCUCUUCUUUUCACUCUUACACUUCCGGUCUUUCUUUUUUCAUCUCUCCUAUUUCUUUCUUUUUCUGCUUUGCAUGUCCCACUUAUUUGUCUUCAUUUUAUGCAUGAACCUCUAUAUCAACUCCUUGUAUUCAUUUUGCCUACGUCUCUGCGGCUGUUCCUCGUCAAUGUCAUUCAUGUUUCUUGUCCUCUUUAAGAUGGCGCUUUUUCGUUCGUACUUUCUCAUUGUUUUCAUCUUUCUUCUUCCAUUACUGUUUCUCUCGCCCAUCACUCUCACACAAACGCAGACAUAUUCUCUAUCGCCUUGA
This is a messenger RNA of Acanthosepion pharaonis, 1440 nucleotides long. The record is from the annotation of a GenBank genome assembly. Lineage: Eukaryota; Metazoa; Mollusca; Cephalopoda; Sepiida; Sepiidae.